CAUAAAAGGUACAAAUGUAAGAGCCUGAAUGUUGAAGGGGAGACAAGAAUCGAAGAAUGGGUUGAUACAAAAAACAUCAAAAAAUUUGCUACACCCAUCCCAUUAAGAAUGUCUCUCAAUAGCAGAAAAAGAAGAGCAGAGACGCAGAUAAUCAGCGACAAUGAAGCAGAGCAAACCCACAAAGAAGAAAAAGAUAAACAACAUUGUCAAAUGAUCAGUCACUAUGCUAUCCCAGAUAUCCCAUCUCACAUUGUCUUCGAUAUCCUUUCAAGACUCCCAAUCAAAGCCCUCUUCAAUUGCCGCCGGGUUUGCAAACUCUGGCUCUCUCUAAUUGCAGAAACUUAUUUUGCCAAGCUCCAUUUCUCAAGAUCACAGGUUGGCCUCUUGGCCAAAGCUGUCUAUGAUAAACGGGAAUCAAGGAAACUCCAUUUGGUCGAUCUCCAAAUCGCCCCCUACACUCAUCCUCGUGAUGCCGGAAUGAAAUUGGCCCCAAAAAUCAACCUCCCCAAGAACCCUGGCAUCCCAAUUAUGCUCAACUCAUGCAAUGGCUUGCUUUGCUUGUGCGAGCCCGGAACCAAUGAACCCAUUUAUGUAUGCAAUCCCAUUUUGGGUGAGUACAUUACCCUUCCAAAAUGCUCCACUGGCACAAUUUGUGGUUGUGGUGGUUCUGCUUUUGGUUUUAGUUCCAUCACUAACCAGUACAAGGUGGUUCGGUCCUCCUAUCGAGUGGCUAUUGACCCUGUGACAGGUUUGCAAAUGUCUGGAGACUAUGAUGAGGCCGAGAUAUACACGAUUGGUGAAGGGUUAUGGAGAAGCAUUGGAAAAAUCCCUUACACUAUUGUCAAUGACUCUUUUGAUUCGCUCCUCAAUGGAGCUUUUCAUUGGCUUGAUUUUGACCAUAGUAGGCCGGAGUUGAUUUGUUGUUUUGAUUUUGGGAGUGAGCAAUUCCAGGUUGUUCCUGAACCUUCUGAAUUUGUUCCCCUUGAGAAACAUUUGUUGGGCUAUAUGCGUGUGGGAGUGCUACGAGGGUGCCUAUCUAUAUGUGAUUUUUCUAAAAAGGAUCAUGUUGCGAUAUGGGUGAUGAAGGAUUAUGGGGUUAAGGAAUCUUGGAGUAAAGACCUUGUCAUCGAAAAUAUCUAUGACAGGAAGGAGUGGGACUGUUACGAACCGAUAAUGAUUUUGAAGAACGGAAAAAUAUUGAUGUUAUUUAAUAGAAAUGCUCUUUUGCUUUAUGAUCCUAUGUUGGAAUGCUUCGAGGAUGUUCAUAUCUAUGGAAUUGGAUCAGACUUCCAUGGGAUUUCUCAUGUUCCAAGCUUGGUUUCACUUAGGGAUGUUGCAAAAGGAGAACAUUUGAAGAUGUGCAGAGCCUGAGAUGUUGAAAUUGAGUUGGCCAUUUUGGGAAGAUGUACAAAUAAACAGAGCUCUUACAGUGUUGCUUCGGAAAGCGGAGGUCGCCUUUUGUUCAUAGCUGUGCUGGAGCUUCUUGAAAGAGUGAAGCAAGCCAGACUUACUGCAUUGUCUUUUUGAAACACUUUACUUUUGAUGCCAUUCCAAUUUUCAUAUAGAUUUCAAUUGGUGCUGGUUUUUUUUUUCAGUUAGAAUAUGAUGAAUUUGCUGUCUGGUUCUAGUUCUCUGCCAUGGAAUUUGAAAGCAAAAAAUUACUGGGACCUUGAAUUUAUUGAUCUUUCUUUGCCAGCGACUACUUAAAAGUUUGACUCAGUGAUGGUUCAAAAAUAAA
Messenger RNA from Camellia sinensis, 1738 nucleotides. The record is from RefSeq and is a predicted model, not a curated record. NCBI's taxonomy places the organism in Eukaryota, Viridiplantae, Streptophyta, Magnoliopsida, Ericales, Theaceae.